This is a messenger RNA of Mesocricetus auratus (golden hamster), 672 nucleotides long. Its product is annotated as prolactin-6A1-like. Bases 1 to 672 code for a protein of 223 amino acids. The transcript is spliced from 5 exons. Gene Ontology annotation, cellular component: extracellular region. Gene Ontology annotation, biological process: positive regulation of cell population proliferation; positive regulation of receptor signaling pathway via JAK-STAT; mammary gland development. Lineage: Eukaryota; Metazoa; Chordata; Mammalia; Rodentia; Cricetidae. The record is from RefSeq and is a predicted model, not a curated record. Gene Ontology annotation, molecular function: hormone activity; prolactin receptor binding.
AUGGGAUCAGGGACACUCCUGAUGCUGCUGGUGUCAAACCUGGUCUUGUGGAAGAAUGUGGUCUCUGUACGUUUAUGCCCCAGCUGGGAUAGUUCCUGCCAGGGGAACCUCAAUAACAUGUUUGAUUAUGCCCUGAGCCUGUCUCAUGAAAUCAAAAAUCAAACUGAUGAAAUGUUAAAUAACUUUUUGCAGGAUAUACAAUACAAGCCAGGGAGGUGGUACCUUGAUGGGGCCCAAAGCAGCUGCCAUACUUCCACCUUUGCUAUUCUGCUGCCUGAAGAGGAAACAAAACAGAUCAAAGGUAUAUUCCUUCUUCAAGAGAUUCUCACCAUGUUGGGAGCUUGGAAAGACCCUCUGGAUCAUGUAGUGACUGAGCUGGGUCGUAUGGAAGAAGCCCCUACUGCAAUCAUAGCAAGAGCCAACAUUGUAGGGACAGCAAUGGUUGGCCUGCAAGAAGGCAUUCGGAGAAUACUUGGAAAGAUUUAUCCUGGAUUCAAAGAAUUUGAGGAGUACCCCUUCUGGAAAGGACUGGCAUCCUUGCAGUCAUCUGAUGAGGACCUUCGUGUUUUUGCACUCAGUAGUCUGUUUCAGUGCCUGAAGAGGGAUUCUCAGAAGAUUGAUUCCAAUCUAAAGCUCCUGAAGUGCCAGUUUGCCUAUGCCCGUGGUUGUUAA